UUGAACAAACAUCGGGUGAAUUUUUCCGGCAGGCUCACACGUGCAGCACUUUUUCGGUUUUGGUUUUUUUUAUUUUAAAAAUAGUUAGAGGCUUCAAAAAAUAUGGAUUCUUUGGGAAAGUUGAUCUUAAAUAAGCCAAAGAAUCGACUGAGACAAAAAAAAACGAGAUACCAUUUUUUACGAGAUAGGUCAUUUGCUUCCAUCCUCAAAAAUGUUGCGGUUUUUGAAAAUAUAUUUCACUGGUCAAAUCGCCCCAAUGUAUGCAAUACGAUGAGCCCUUACCUAUUGGACACAAGCGCGGCGAACCCAGCAGCAGUUGUUUCCAAAUGAUAUGGAAACUAUAGGAAUGUAAUUCAAACCUGCUUAAAUCGACUUAUGCUGAUUUUUUAUGACAAGCACAUAGGGGCUUGUAACCUUUUUAUUAUGGGGUAGAUAAAAUACUAAUGAAGGGGUAUAAAACGUCUUUGUAGUGGCACACAAUGGCGUUUUGCCCAGGCACUUGCUAAAACCCAUGUUUUCAUGAAUUUUCAAAAAGCUUCAAUAUAAUAUUUUUAUAUGACAACUCACAGGCAAUGCAUUAACGACUUUUUGGACUGCCAAAUAACACAAAGUUUGCAUAAAUUACGUUGGAAAGUAAUUAGUUAUUUAAGUACACCCGAUUCUUUUUUUACACGGGGGAUGCGUUUCGUGUAAAAAAAGUUUUCAGUUCAAAAUUUGAAAAUCCGUGUAUAAAAAGUUGAAUGAAUCAUGCAAAAUGGAGCAACUUUGCAAAAAUUUUGUAUGGGAUUUUUUUUACACGGCCGUGUAAAAAAAAUCCGUGUAAAAACAGAAUCAGGUGUAUUGUCUCAGAGGGAGCACAUUAUACAUAUAAAUACUGAUGAAUAUAAUCGACGAGGUUGAGCAGUCAAAAUGAAAUGAUUUCUAAUUCCUCUCAGGGUUUCUUCUAGUAUGCCUUCGUCAAAGUUUUGAAUGCGUUCAUAAUUAACUUCCUUGCAUCUCACGCUUUUAUAUAAUUCUCAUUGCUUUAUUGAAUCAACAUGAUGUAGGAGUUAAUGGCUCAUCACGCACCCGUGGGAUUAUACAACCAUUACGUUGAUUGAAGAUGUUGACACGUGCUCGUUUCUCGCGCAGCAUCUUUUAGGGACUCAUUAAUGCACAUUUGCAUCGUUUUCUAGGAAUUAUUAUAAAUAAACUUAUUUAGUGAGGUUAAGUACAGUCAUCCCAAGAAAAACUUUCAUAUGAAAAUUCGACAACAUCUUAAAAGAAACUGUUCAAAUAAAAAGUUUAUAUUCUUAAUUUUCCAAGCAAAUUUAAGCCGGUUCGAAAAACACACACGGGUUUUACUGAAUAUGUCAACUUUUAAAAGUAGCCUAUAGUAGAAGCGUCAAAAAUCACACACAAAACAAAGCCAUUACAAACUGUAAAAUUCUCAGAAUGAUCAGUCUGAAUUAAGUGUUUUGAUAAUAAGCAAUUAAAACAAAAAUUAUAACCUUUGAUAGGACCGAUUUUAUGAUGCGCCUUUGACAGAAUGUACUUUUGUUUUCUCAAUUAACUUCACUGAUACUCACGCUACAUCAAUAAUUUGAUACAGAUUGAAUAGCUUUAUCUAGAAAAAAAGUUAAUAGGAGAAGAAGGGUCAACACGCACCCAUGAUGCUAAACGACUUAUAUAGUUUGUGAAUAUUAAUUUAAAACACCGUUGAUUGUUGGUGAUUUGAAUCAUUGAAAAAAUGCUACACCGUCGAAAAACGCAAGGUGGCGGAAUAGCGUACGUGACCCAUGGCCAUUUAUCACACGGACGCAUUUUGAACAGUUCUCCUCCACAACAUUGUCCGUCUCUAGCAAUAUUCCAUCUAUCGGAACACGCAGAUGUAUCUACUAAAAAAGCAAUUCCUUGCUAAUCUAGUUAUUCGCGGCACUUUCAAAAGAUCGGUUCAAAAUGAGCUCAGCGUUCCCGGGAAUGGAUAAAAAGCCACUAUCGUACGACCAGUACGAAUCCACACUGGAUGCUAAAGACUUACGAAAGGCUGAGGAGGAGCUGCAUGAAACUGAUAACACCCGGGAAUCAGCAUUAGCACAAAUACGAGAAUUUAUUGCCAAGCAUCCGCAGAUCAUCCGAUGUCGAACAGACUGCAUCUUUCUGUUGAAAUUUCUUCGGGUGCGCAAGUUCAACGUUCAAGCAGCUUGUGAAAUUUUGGAAGCGUGGCUUAUGGCAAUUUCUAUCGAAGCGGAGUUCUACGAAGUACGCCUGAACGAAUGGGAUAAACAUUUUGUCAGUCAAGUUGUCCUCCCAGUAGGGCCGGAUGACAAAGGACGAAUGGUGGUAGUAUGUCGAUACGGUGUCCUAGAUUCAAGGACGGUUACACCUGAAGAGCAAAUUCGGCUUCUCAGCUUGGUACUGCAAACGUUUUUCGAUGUUGAAACCUACCAGGUGAAUGGAAUGGUGGUAUUGAUGGAUUUCCAAGCUACCACAGUGGCUCAUUUCACAAUGUGGACUGUUCCCAAGUUGAAAACAUUGAUAACAGCAAUAAAUGACAUCCUUACAAUACGCUUGAAGGAAGUUCAUUUGAUCAAUCUCCCCAAAUUUGCCAAAGUUGUGGUAGACAUUUGCAUGACUUUCAUGAAGCCGAAACUGCAGAAGCGGAUUAAGUUUCACAAAUCUUUGGAAGAGCUGAGAGCAGCCGUAGACAAUUCCGUUCUGCCAACCAUCUACGGGGGCCAACUAUCGCUGGACGAAGCCAACGACCGCUUCCGCAAACGGGUCGAACAGGAACGUGAUCGCAUUCUUUUGCUCAACGAGUUUGUCUUCGAUCCGACAAUUCCCAACCCAAAUGCCACGAACUACAAUCGUUCCGGGCUGCAUAGUGAGAUCGCCAAUGAGGCCGUUAUCGGCAGUUUUCGGAAAUUGAAUGUGGACUAAGCGGUGGAUUCGUGGGCUAUUACUUAAUCGACUUGAGGCUGGUGCACCGGAAUGAUACUAAAGUCAACUUAUGCUUCGGAUCCGAUAUUCCUCCGUUCAUUUCAUACGCCCAAUCUAAGUAACCUUGGCAAUGUUAAUAACAUUUCUGGCCUUUUGUGUUAUAACAACCGAAAUUAUCGAAACCUCACCAAACGCGUGCCGUCUGUAAAUUGGGCUGUCGCUGCUCUGCUAAACCGGUAGCCUUGACGCGUGCGAUACGGCCGAGAAACACGCAUAGGAAGGGGCGUCCCUCAUUGUUAGGCGUUGAAGCGCAGAAGACUCAACUAAUUCAUCAGCCUUUCUUUGAGUGGAAACGAUGACAGUUUCGCAAAAAUAGUAAAAGAUGAAAUCAUCUCUAGUUGUCGGUUGCAGACUUACGUUGCACGGUGGGGUGGUUGCUUCCAUCUGACAGACUGAAAAUAUUAAGUUGGGCUUUAUUAAUGCAGACACCAUUGAACCGAAUACUUUUUGAUACGAAGAAAAUUGAUAACGUCGUUUGACGGAACCACGUCAUCUGUUUAAACAUCGGAUGUUUAUUGGUCUUGGUCUGGGAGGUAGAGGGGUUUAUUUAAUUUGAAGGAGUAGACUUUAAAUUGACGUUUUAUAUUUAUAUAUUGUAUAUUGUAAACACGUUAUUGAAAUUUACCCUAUUUAGAUCAUAACGAGGAUGCUUUUAGCAAUAGCAAAAUUUUUUAGCAAAAAUAUGUACAAAAACAUAUAGAUAUGCACAAAAUAAUGACUGGGAGAUUCA
This is a messenger RNA of Armigeres subalbatus, 3709 nucleotides long. RefSeq names its product alpha-tocopherol transfer protein-like. The transcript is spliced from 2 exons. Gene Ontology annotation, molecular function: phosphatidylinositol bisphosphate binding. The coding region runs from base 1939 to 2919 and encodes 326 amino acids. The record is from RefSeq and is a predicted model, not a curated record. Lineage: Eukaryota; Metazoa; Arthropoda; Insecta; Diptera; Culicidae. Gene Ontology annotation, cellular component: membrane.